Molecule: messenger RNA, 339 nt
Organism: Ricinus communis (castor bean)
Lineage: Eukaryota; Viridiplantae; Streptophyta; Magnoliopsida; Malpighiales; Euphorbiaceae
Exons: 1
Coding region: 1-339 (112 amino acids)
Source: RefSeq, a predicted model, not a curated record
AUGGUAGAAUGUGGUAAUGCUGUUUCACUUAUUGACGAUCCUUCAUUACCAUAUUAUCUCCAUCAUACUGAAAACUAUAGCUUUAUUAUUUUUUCUCUAGAGUUUACUUCAAUGAAUUUCUCUUCUUGGAAGAGGUCUUUCGUGCUAGCAGUUUCUAUCCGCAAUAAAAAAGGAUUUCUUGACGGCUCUAUCAAGAAACCAUUGCCUGAAGAUUCAAAGUACUUAGCCUGGAUAUGUUGUAACAAUCUCAUUGUUGCCUGGCUUUUUCGUUCGAUAUCAUCUCCCAUAGCUUCAACUGUGUUUUACAUGGAAGAAGCUGCUCAAAUCUGGGAAAAUUGA